Molecule: messenger RNA, 8813 nt
Organism: Periophthalmus magnuspinnatus
Lineage: Eukaryota; Metazoa; Chordata; Actinopteri; Gobiiformes; Gobiidae
Gene: epg5
Product: ectopic P-granules autophagy protein 5 homolog (C. elegans)
Exons: 45
Coding region: 518-8248 (2576 amino acids)
Biological process (GO): autophagosome maturation
Cellular component (GO): cytoplasm
Source: RefSeq, a predicted model, not a curated record
CGAUAGGAGUUCUUAGAGAAAAACAAAACAAAUGACAGCUGACCAGCCAAGAGAUUCUUUCUCGUUUCAUAAAUCCGCGUAAUGUAAUGUAUUUUGACUAAGAACACGAAAUUAUGGACGGAGGAACAUUCAAUUGAAAAGUGAAAGUUCCGCCUAACCUGCAGUCGGCAGAGCCGCGCUGUAACGGAGCGUGUUUGUUGUGUAAAUGGUGUUUAUCUGCAGUGACACAGGUUGGCUCCAUUCCGGGAAGUAACGCUGCAUACAAAUGUUAUGGUAUUUCUUGUCGCUGUCCGUGACAUGGCCACGAUGUUUCUGUUUUCUUGUACUUACUGGUGCUGACAGGUUUAUCUUGAUACCACAGACAAACGUAGCUUGAUUUAACUCUACAUCAACUCGUAUCGUUUAUGUUUUGUACUCGUUUAUGUUCCAUUACCUGUGGUAGAGUUACUCUUAGUUAUAACUAGCCUUACAAGCAAUUAUAUCAAUGUUAUUACAACGCUAAAGACAGUUGGUUAGUAUGGAGGCCGUCCGGCCAAAGAAGACCAAGACAAAAAACAGUGGCAAAUCUCAGCUGGCCAGGAAGCCAAAGCAAAGUGACGAAGAAAAAAGAGAGGCUAUUCCCAUAAGUGUAGCAGAUGAAGCCUGCACAUCAGAUUUUACUGAUAUCCCCCUUAGUCUGCCUUAUCAGGACCCAGAGACCCUUAACCCUCCACAAGAGCCAGAGGAUAAGCAAGAGGAACAGACUUUGUCACAGAAAGUCAAGCUUCAAGAUGAGUCAUCUGACCAGCAGUCACAAGCAUCAUUUGCGAUUAUUUCCAAGUCCGAGGAUGAAUUAUCUGACAAAUGCUCAGAAAUUAAUGUCUUUGUUUAUAGUUCCAAAGAAGAGCUAAAUAAUGAUGUGGGAGAACUUACACCAAAGACACUUGAGCUGAAAUCAGAUGAACAAUCGUGGAGCAAAACUUGUACCUCCUCACUAUUUGAAACCCCAACCGCCCCAUGUGCUUCUGCUUUGUACCCGUCUCUACCCACUCUGCAGGAGCACCAUGUAGUACCUUUCUGUGAAGAAGCAUCUAAAAUCUCUGGUCGGGGGCCUGCGGUUUUGGCCCUUGCAGAACAAGAGUCCUCCCCACCAAGUCUACAGCCCAUUGAAAUCGUCGCAGAGAUCUCAAGAAGUAAACUUUAUCCAGAAUUACCCAAAACAGCUCCAGAAGUUCAGCCUUUCUCACUUGAGCAGCUAAGUGUCUGGGAGCCUGGUGGAGGCCUGCGUUCGUGGCUAGAGGGUGUUGAAGUGUGUGCGACCCAAUUCUGUACUCUCGCUAGGCAAGAAAACCAUGAAUUGACUGAACUGUUACAGAACUACUGGCGCUGUCGAAGACAACUAACACAGUCACAUGCCCAGCUGCAUACACUGUCCUCUGAUUGCAAAAGCACACAGAACCGACUCUGGAGUUUCAGAGACGAACAGCUUACACUUCAGGGAGUAUGUGCAGACCAGACUAAAGUAUGUGGAUACCACCGAUUCCAACAGGCAGACUUUAAUGAAAAUGUUCUUAUUGAACUAAAAAGACAGUUAGAAACACGCAGAGAGCUGCUUCAUCAAAAGGUGGCAUUGCAUGCUUACACUGCUCUACUGUCCCGUCUCCAAGUGGAGUCCUAUUUGUAUCGCCUUUUAAAAGAUUGUUCAUGCUCACAGAACCAGCCUUCAUCUCUUCGACCUUUAAAAGAGGCCAUAAGUGUUUUGUUCAGUUUUCUACGUAGAGUCCUGGAUGAUUCGCAGUUUCAGACAGAUAUUCAUCAUUGGUUGGAAAGACUGGUUGGAGUCCUCCUCAAUGGAGGGUCAGGAGAACAUCUUUACCUACUGUGCCAUUUGUUAUGUUGCCCUGCAGGAGUGGCAAAGUGGGCUGCGCAUUUUCUGCAGAUUCAAGUUUGGAAAAAUACUUCUGGAGUACAAGAUUUCAUGCAAGCGUUGUCCAUUUUUAUGUCCCCUGCUCGACAUCGAGAAGAAUUUCUCAGCCAUCUGAAGCCAUGUGAAAGUCAGAGCGCCUCAUCUUCUGGUCCAGAAUCUGGGAACUGGACAUUAGUUGAUGAAGGAGGAGAAGAGGAUGAAAAUCCAGAGACUAGUUGGUUGCUGUUAUGUGAAGAAGAUCUAAUAGCUUUGCUCAACCAGUUUCCUUUCCAGCAGCUCUACUCUCACAUGUUGGGAAUGAGUAAACAGGGUGUUUAUGAGCCACAAGCCUGCUCCAGUCAGAAAAUGAUGCGCAUGUUUGCAUUUGCUUCUUCCCUCAUUGAAAUACUAGCUGUUGGUUUGCAAACUUACAACAGAGCACGGUACAGACAGUUGGUCAAACGAAUUGGUCACAUUAUAAGAACGACAGUGUGCUAUGUAAGUGACCAUUGGGCCCAGUAUGUGAGUAUUACUGGUGAAGAGGGGUCUAACUCCCAAGUGCAUUCAUUGUCAUUGGAGAAGUUACAGCUGGAAUAUGAUCAUGUCUUCCUCAGAGCUGUAUUGCAUGUUCUCAGAAACAAGAGAUUAGGUAUUUGGUUGUUUAUGUCAGCGAUGCCCUAUGGGACUCUGUCCAGCUCAAUGCUAUGGAAGGUCCUGUAUGUCAUGCAGUGUGCAGAAACAACAGGGCAAGAAACCAUGGCCUGUGCAAAAGAUACAAAUCUCUGCAUCCAGGCUCUCCAAGAUCCUCAACACCAGGAGCAGUUUGAGCAGUGGCUUUGUGAAGUCAACAGCUCCGAUGGCAUCUCCCUUCUCACUGCACUUGCACAUAUGGCCACACCCAUGCAGCAUGUUGAUCGUGCCUUCAUUAAAACAGUGACUUUGCUCAUAUACCAGGUGUCUUAUGUAAGCAUGAUUACCCGAGAAAUGUACUCUAAAGUUGGACGAGAGCUUCUUGCUGCCAUUGCCACAGCACACCCCUUCAUUAUCUCUAUGCUGCUGGAGAGGCUGAGAGACACCAUACAAACCGUGGGAAUGGUGGCCCUGUACUUAUUUAAAGAACUGCCUUUAAGCCUAUGGCAGCCUUGUCCAGAGGAGAUUUGUGUCAUUGGUAGUUGGUUGCUCCAACAUCCACUUUCUGCUGUAGAAAACCGUCUAGCGUGUGUAAUACUUGAAGGUCUCAACUGGGGGUACACGCAGGAUGGAAGAUUGGCCUUACCAUCUUCUCUUCAUAGUGAGGUUGCUCUGUUGGUGGCUGAGGCCUAUCAGAAGUACCUUACUGAUAAAGCAUACACUGGCCUCAUAUCAGAGGGAAUCAAACAGGUAUCUUAUCUUGCAAGUGUCCUUCGUUUAGGCGUGUCUCCUGAGGCAUCAUUCAGUCAGUGGGCAUGGCAACUACUGCUUAGGCUGAAACUUCAUGGAAAUGCCCAAACGCCUAAAGGAGCUUGGUCAGUCCCAGCUUUAGCCUCAAAUCCACCUCCAGAACUGACACACACUCCCAGCAUGCACCCUGUUCUCAGAGCGGUAAAAUCAGGCCUCCCCAUUGGAAGUUAUAUUUCUCUUGCCAUGACAGCAGUGGGACAUAGUUUGGAAAGUUUUUGCACUGAUGGUGUCGUUUUACUAAAAAAUCUGAUCCAAUCUCGUCAUUUGAGAGCUGCUGUGCAUCUACUCGACAACAUUUUACCCCCAACGUACCACCUCAGCUUCUACCUGCUGAACAACUCACAGUUUGUAAGUUGCAUACAAACAUUCUUGCAGUGCGACAGUGUUUGUCCUCAAGGCGUCACGCAGCAGGUCACGCACAGAGUGGCGCCUCUGUUCACAGGAAACACUUAUGGAGACAAUGUCCGACUGUUAAACAGUGUCAUACAGAGCCAUGUUAUAGAAAGUUCUCGGCCUGGCCGUGUUGGUGCUGCAGCAGUACUGGAGUUUUGGGUCAGUUUGUUGACUCAGCAGAAUAUGUGGUACAGAGACAAAACCGUCCUUUUCCUCAUGGAUCAAAUCACAUCUGCUGCAUUCACUCACCACCAGGAGGAGUGUGUACAGAAACUACUGUAUCAACAACACAAGACCGCCUUAGGGUUCCAUGGAGAGCGGGGUGUGCUCUCUUCUAUUGUUGGCUGGUUUUCUGGAAAUGCAACACCUUCCUUUAUUGAAGGCCAGUCAUUGAGUGCAGAGGUGUGGUUUGCUUGGCUUGUGCUGAAUAUGGAGGGUGUGUUUGAGGAAGACUCCCAACUCAGAAGAUGCGUUGAACAAGAGCUUCUCACAGACCUCAACCUCUCACCAGAACAAGCCUGGAAGAAGGCGCAGCAGAGGCUCAAGUUGCCUGUGACCCCAUCUUUGCAGCGAAUGCAAAUUUAUCGUUGGGCCUGUCAGGCUGUGGCAACUCCCCCAGAUCACCCUCUUCUUCCUUUGGUGUGGCAGAAGUUCCUGCAGCUUUACCUGCGACAGCCCGGGCCGGAGUAUGGACUCGCUGCAGGGGGAUGCAUUGGGCAGAGAUUCUUCCUGUCUUCUUCACAAGUAGCCCUUCUUAAAGAUUUAAGACAGAAAAUUCAAGAAGUCUCAGAUUUUCAUCAUGCAGCAAGUCAGGCUCUUAGGGUCCCCCCUCCACAAAUGCCAUCAUCGGACAGUCAAGGUGAUGAAAGUCCUGGCAACCUUCAACCACCUUACCUCACCUCACCAAAGCUUCACACAGAGCUAGUCAGGUUGUUUGGGGUUUUUGGUUUAUGGUUGGAUGAUGAGAUGUUGCAAAAACAGGAGGUUUACCUGCCCUCUCUUCCUCCUGAAUAUGAACCCCACCGACUUGCACAAGUUAUGCAGCGACAACAAGUGCCCUGGCUGGAGUUUAUAGACCAAGAACGUCUGCAUUAUGAUGGAAUAGAGGUGCGGUCUUUGUGGGAAAAGGUGCAGAGUGAACCGACCUUUCUCCAAGCUCAAAGCCACACUUUGCCUGACUACACAAGCUUCAAUAAUGCAAGGGAACGAAUAUUAGAAAACUUACAAAAGCAUCCAGUCCCUCAGCCGGCUCCAGAGCUGCAGCCGCAGAAAGUGCCAGUGGCUGAUAUUCCCACAAAAUGUCUCACAGACUCGAGAGCUGCUGCUGAACUUUUGAAACAGGAUCUUGGCAUUCUACAGGAUCAAGCGAGGCUUGCAGUAGCCUGCGAAGCUCAGCAGGUGGCAUUGGAGCUAGAGCUACUGGAGAGUCUCCCUCUGUUGUAUAAAAACAGACCUGAGCAAGUCACCAUGACCCUUGAAUGUAAAGGAAAAGGGGGUCAACCUUGCCAGGGACCUGCUAAUAUCACUGUGUCUUGUGAAAAACUUCAAAAACAAGAAGCAGUACAUUCUCAGAUAGCUUCACUGCGUCGGGAUAUUAAGAAGCUUCAAACAGAUGCCAUGGCCCCACCUCAUCAGGGUUUGGCCCAGGCAGCUGUUCACACGGAGAAUUUUAUCACGGCUCUGGUGAAUUUGUACAAGGCUCAGAAAUUGCCCACUGUGCAGCAUGUUGGUGUGGCCACAUUCUACCAGGUGGUCUCCUUUGUGUGUGAAGAUACAUUGCGGCAUCCCCCGACACGGCAGUACUUCUCUUCCUGUGCAGAGAUCCUAGGACAGGUAUUUAUCCAGGGCAAUGCGGCAGAGUGUGGCCGAGUUUUGAAAACCAUCCUAGGGCAAAGACGUUUGUGCCCUCUCAUUUCUCCAUUCUUUACACCGAACGCUGCACCGGAUCAGCUUGUGUUUUUGUACCAAGAUGUGGUGACAUCCCUUGACCUUGACACCACUGAUGUCAUAUUUAUGCUGCUCACUAAGUUUGACCUAAUCCAGUGGCUCACUGAAACAAAUCCCAUCUUUUCUGAGAGGACGCGUUUGCUGGAGUUAGUUCAUGGUGCGCUGUGUGUGUGUGGCAAAGAACCUGAAAAGGAACUUCUUACACCAUUCCAUGUGUUCACCAAACACUGGACUCUGAUUUUACGCCAUCAUUUUCCUGACCACUACAGUGACUGUCUACGUCUGCUCAUGAACAGCUCAUCUGACCAGUUACUGAGUCCAGAGUGUUGGAAGGUGACUUUGCGUGUGCUGGGCUGCCUACCUUUAUUACACAACUUUAAGACCAAAGAUGAACAGGUCCAAAACAUUUUAGAUUCUUCUGGUCGUGCUCAAACCUCUUCUUAUAGAACCUCCAUCAGCCUCUCUCCUCAGCAGGUGGAUGAAACUAUUGAAUGGCUCAGUGAAUAUUUCCUACGAAGUCGCCUCACUAAAAGUGAUCUUCGCAGUUUUGGUCUUUAUUCAGCUUGGGCUCCCUACAUCACUGAAGUUGUGUACUUCUGGGAACAUUUGAUUGGUAGUUUAAUCAACAUACAAGCAAGCAACUGUGCCAGAGAAUCAGUGGGCAGCAGCAAAACAUUAAAAUCUUUGCAAAACUUACACAGUAAGAUUGUAAAGUUAUUUAGUCCAUGGAUCUUCCCUUUGGACACUGAAGAUGGCAGUAAUGUUAAGUGUUAUCCCUGGCUGGAAACCGAUGCAAAUCUUGCCAGAGCUUUGUUUGGACUUUACACUCAACUGACAGAGACUUUGCACCACAAGUUCAGAGACCGUUUGCUCCCUGGGCAGAGAGGUGCCCUGUGGCUGUGUAUGAUGCAGUACUGUAGGAGUUGUACUGCCCCCCGGACCCCUGAAUACUUGCUCUACCUCUAUCACACACACCUCCGCAGCCUCCCCUGGAGACACCUUUACCCAGACACUCAACUCAUGGAGCAGUUCUUCAACGUUGAAAGAGGAAGCCCCAAAAGUUGCUUUUUGUUUCUGGGAGAAAUUCUGUGUGAUGUGAAUUGGGUCAGUGUCUUAAGUGAACACCUACAAACACAUCCAUCUCUGACAUCAGAGGCUCAGAAGGAAUCCCACAAUAUGCUGGUUUAUCUGCUGUACAUGCUUGUUUUUCUUGCAAAAGAGGAGCAACUUCUAAUUCAACAAGAUUCUCCAUUACUUAGUUUGUUGGUCCAGUCCAUAUCGCUGCCAUGGCAGCGCUUGGAUUUGUCAUCAUACCAAGGAAUUCUGGGAUAUGUCAGCACCCACUACCCUCCUUCUCUCCUUCUCAGUCCUGAUUCUGCGCCUCAACUGUUACUUAAAUUACUGCGUAGCGCGGCUGGGCUACACCAUAGCCUCAGUGCUGAGCCGCAUGUGGAGGAGACACUGAAAGCAGGAGUAUACAUACGUUGGUGUGUUCAGUCAUUAGUCACUCUAGAACAAGGAGGCAGCAUUACUCUGAACAGUCUGGAGACCCAGCUUGACACACUGUUAGAAGGCAUUGUCACUUUCAACCCACCAGAAACAGGCUUGGAGCAGCGACACAUGGCAUUUUGCAAUCUCUUUAGUGAUGCACUGACUCUGCAUAAUGGUGUGGGCGUCUCAACUGGAGAGGCUCUAGCUGCUCAUGUCAUUUCUUGGCUUGACCGGAAGGGAAGGAGCUUUCCUGUUCUACCUCUUCUUACAGCUUGCUCGCGGUGUUUGGCAUCAGUCAGACACAUGACACGCAUUAUGGAGGCCUGCAUCACUGCUUACUUUAAUCAUGAUGAAGAAGAAUCUGUUGGAUGGGGUCCUGUGUUGGCAUCCCUUCAGGUGCCCGAACUCACAAUUGAUGACUUCCUGUCUGAGAGCCAAUCAGGUGGGAGCUUCCUGACACUCUAUGCCUUCAUCCUCCAGCGCCUUAACAGUGAAUACACUGCAGCCAAUGAGCGGAGGAUUUUGGCUUUAAUCAACACAUGGACCAAUCAGGUGUUCCCCAGUGGACCCAGCGAUGAGGCCAAACUGUUUCUUUGGUGGCAUAAGACUCUCUGUCUGUCAAAUGAACAGCUGCAGCCACAGGCAGGAAAUGCUGAGGUGUCGGGGGUUGUCAUGGGUCUGUUGAGGUUGCAAACAAGGUUGCUUCAGAUGGGAGAGGAGCGCUUAAACUCUGGCUUGCUUGGAGCUAUAGGUCUUGGAAAGCGAUCCCCUGUUUCAAAAAAAUUCAGAGUGGUGGUACGAUGCCUCUCGAUGUUUCUUUCAAUUCAGGUGCCAUCAGAGGCAGAGUCUGAGCUGCGACUUCAACCCACUGCUGAACUGCAUCUUUCUGUGAAAGCACAACAAGCACUGGCUGCACUGGAAGCUUUGCCAAGCAAUAAGCACUAUUCUGAGUUUGAAGAAAGUGUUAAUAAAGCAGUCCAAUUUAUGCGUCAUCCUGGACACUGUCUUAAGGAUGGACCUCGACUGCUGGCUCUGCUGGUCAACCUUUUGUAUCCGGACAUUAGAUACCUACACAUAAUCCACAAACUUUGACUUCAUCAACAGAUCUGAGGAUUUUUCCUUCACAGGCAGUAUACUCUCAUUGGAUCAUAAUGUUGCCAAGUAUUUACCCACUGGUUCCAAACUAUUAUAAUGAUUCCAUAUAUUUGCAAAUAUUAAAAAUGGCAAUUCUGUCACCUCAGUUGAUUAAUCAGGCAUCAGUCAGUUCUGUAGUAGGCCGUUUUGCACUUUGCCAUGUUUUCUCAAGUUACUGCCUUUUAAUAUUUUCACUCGGCUCACAACCAUCUGUCUAUUUAUUAUAAAGGUGAGCACAAUUUUGACCAGGACUUGGAAUUUAAUAUUAUUCAGUUUGUGUGGCAAAUGUUUAUAUUAAGAUACAACAAAAUAUGAAGGACAUAGCUUCUCACUUUAGUUGCCUUUUAGGCUUUGGCUGUAGGCAUGAGUAAAGUUGAUCGCUGUAUGUUAAACAUAUGUUUGUAGUCAGAUGUGAGCGUUAAUACUAACUUGCCUUCAUUGUUGUGCUAUGUGCAAAAAAUAUGAAAAUGUGUCUGUUUUUGACCAAAAUAUAUCUGUGAUUUCUUUAUUUCAACCAAAGAGA